Messenger RNA from Cygnus atratus (black swan), 2057 nucleotides. It is a transcript of the gene FDXACB1, whose product is annotated as ferredoxin-fold anticodon binding domain containing 1. NCBI's taxonomy places the organism in Eukaryota, Metazoa, Chordata, Aves, Anseriformes, Anatidae. The record is from RefSeq and is a predicted model, not a curated record. The coding region runs from base 4 to 1869 and encodes 621 amino acids. Gene Ontology annotation, molecular function: rRNA (uridine-N3-)-methyltransferase activity. Gene Ontology annotation, biological process: rRNA base methylation. Gene Ontology annotation, cellular component: cytoplasm. The transcript is spliced from 5 exons.
GAGAUGGCGGCGCAGCGCCGGGUCCUGCUGCUCGGAGAAGGCAACUUCUCCUUCGCCGCCUCCCUCUGCGGGGAUGCGGGGACCAGCGUCGUGGCCACUUGCUAUGAGAGCGAGGAGGAGGUGUCCGCGUGGGGCAGAGCCGCGGAGAACAUCCAGCGGCUGCGGGAGAGGGGAGCUGAAGUUAUGUUUUCUGUGGACUGCACCAAGCUGAAGGACUAUUUUUUACCAGCAAAAAGAGAAUUUGACUACAUUUAUUUCAACUUCCCUCACUGUGGGAGAAAAGCUGGGGUAGUGAAGAACAGGGAGCUUCUUGCCCACUUUUUCCAUAGCUGUGCAGAAGUGCUGACAGAGGAGGGAGAGGUCCAUGUGGCUCUUUGCAAUGGACAAGGGGGGACACCUGCUGAUCAGCCAAGGAGAGAAUGGCACAACAGCUGGCAAAUAGUGGCUGUGGCAGCAGGAGCCGGAUUUAUCCUGAGUAAUGUUCAUCCUUUCAAAGCAGAGACUAUCCACGGAUAUAAAUGUACAGGCUACAGGAGUCAAGAUAAAUCUUUCUGUAUAGAAGGUGCUUUAAACCACAUUUUCACACGAAGCAUGCCACUUGCGUAUUUCAAACCUAUGAUCUGUGAGAUAGAACUGGAAAGCCGAAGAAUUUCUUUUCAAGUACCACAAGUACUUGUGGAUAAAAUUAACAGGGGUUUCCUAGAACUAAAUUCAAAUCAUCCAGUGCAGACAAUAAAGGAGAAGCUCACUGCAGUGCUCAGCCAAGCCUUUCCAUUACAAAGUAUUGACUACUGCCUUUCUCUGCUCUUCCAAGGUCACCUCAAUGGUGUUUGCCACUCCAAUAUAUUCUGGAUUGUUCUGAGCCCAGAGGAGACUCCAGGCACUGAAGAAAUGGCUAGCGGGCAGGCAAAUGCAAUUUUAUUUUCCCAUGUUGAUUUUUAUAGGGACACAGAUGACAAUAUACAAGAGGGAUGUCAAAUUUCAAAACAGUAUUGUCUUAGACCUUCCCUUUUACCUCAUGCUCAGGCAGUAAUAAAAAGUGCAGCCUUUGUCCCUGGGACACUUUAUGUUUUUUCUGGCCCAGUUUUCAGGAAGUGUCUUAUCUCUCCUUACUCUAUGCCUGUUUUUCAUGAGAUGGUUUUUGUAUGUGCAGUUAACAGAGGUACAGAGAACAGCUGUAUAGAGAUGUUAGUGGAUAAAAUUAAGAACAGCAUACAUUCUCUUCACCAGACUGUCUCCGGAUUUCAAUUGAACGUCAGUCUGCAGGAAGCAACGAGCUCUGAAACAACUGAGCUCAAUGACUUUGCUGCUUUCGAAUCUCAGCUUAGUAAAAUUCAAUACUUCCUCUGCAUGGAGGUAGAUACUUUAGACUCCUUUGAGAAGGGCUCCUGUGUGGGAGUGAUAAGGACAGCUCCGUAUGAACUAGCAAGCAGGGAUUUGUUUGUUGUCUCUGCUUCAUUGAAUCUUGACCUCAUAGCCAUGCUGCUCUGUGGAAUACAAGACUGGCGAAUGCUCUGGACAUCAGACACACGCUUCCUCCGUCAGUUUCCUCGAGGAGAGCUAAGGCUUUUCAAGAGUUUUUCUCUCUAUCCACCUUCCUACGUGCAUGAUGUCAGCUUUUGGGUUCCCGAUGGGGAACAAUUUGAUGAGGUUGCUUUUCACACCAUUGCCAGGCAGGUAUCAGGCGAAACGGUCGCAUCCAUCCAGUUAAUCGACAGCUUCCAUCAGUCAGAGACGGGGCGGAAGAGCCUCUGCUACCGAGUGACCUUUCAGUCCUGUGACAAGGCCCUGAGCCGCCGGGAGGUAGCGGCGAUGCAGCUGCUCUGCCGGGAGGAACUGAAGCAGCGCUUGCACGUAGCUCUUCGGUAGGGCCAUGGCUGCCUUUAGGGGCUCGGGCGGCCCUGGGCUUGCUGCUGCUCUGGAGAACAUGGGCUGCACCUGGCUGGGCCCCAUACCAUGUGCUGCAGGGCCUCUGGCACCGGCGGCAUGGGCUCUGGCACUGGCACACACUUUAAAUGUGGGAAUUUUGUUAAUAAAGACCAAGCGUUUUUGUGUUC